This is a messenger RNA of Dama dama (fallow deer), 546 nucleotides long. RefSeq lists its product as uncharacterized. The transcript is spliced from 3 exons. The record is from RefSeq and is a predicted model, not a curated record. Gene Ontology annotation, biological process: mitochondrial electron transport, ubiquinol to cytochrome c. NCBI's taxonomy places the organism in Eukaryota, Metazoa, Chordata, Mammalia, Artiodactyla, Cervidae.
AUGGGAACAUGCGUCACCGCAGGUGAAAGAGACAGCCAACAGGAAUUUGCUCUAGGACUCAUGGGACUCAAACCGGGGCUCAGUAACCACCCGGAGGAGCGGGAUGGCAGAGGAGGCGGGAGGGAUGUUCCAGAAACAGUGCACACAGUGAGACACAGCAAGACAAUUGGUAUAGCCAGCAGGAUACCCAGAAGUCGGUGGCUACCACAUAGCAUGCGGGCUCUGGUGGAAGACCGGGAAGCAGUGGACAGACCAGAGCUGCAGCCGAACACGGGCCUAGAGGAUGGGCAAAGGAUGCUGACCAGGUCCGGAGAUCCCAAGGAGGAGGAAGAAGAGGAGGAGGAAUUAGUGGAUCCUCUGACGACAGAGAAAGAGCAAUGUUAGCAGAUGGAGAAAUGUGUGAAGGCUCGGGAGCGGCUAGAGCUCUGUGAUGAGCAUGUAUCCUCCAGGUCACAGACAGAGGAGGACGGCACAGAGGAGCUCUUUGGCUUCUUGCAUGCAAGGGACCACUGUGAGGCCCACAAACUGUUUAAGAGCUUGAAAUAG